AUGGACAUACAUAAUAUCCCAGAGACAGAAAUUGAUGUAAACAUACCUUUUACAAGCUCAUCACUACCACAGUACCACCACCGAGUCUUUCAACACCGACUCCACCGUCCUCAAAAAAAAAGAAAAAAUCUAGAAGAUCAUCACUUAGAUAAAGCUUUUGGGCUUUUAACUGCUGCAGCUUCCGUUACAAAUUCUGACGAACAACAAAAUUUUGGCAAUUUAGUGGCAAACAAAUUAAAAAAAUACUGGGCUGGAACACAAAAUGCAAUUCAACAUGCUUGGGUAUCUUUCUGA
Molecule: messenger RNA, 294 nt
Organism: Macrosiphum euphorbiae (potato aphid)
Lineage: Eukaryota; Metazoa; Arthropoda; Insecta; Hemiptera; Aphididae
Source: the annotation of a GenBank genome assembly